Molecule: messenger RNA, 4849 nt
Organism: Monopterus albus (swamp eel)
Lineage: Eukaryota; Metazoa; Chordata; Actinopteri; Synbranchiformes; Synbranchidae
Gene: nol8
Product: nucleolar protein 8
Exons: 19
Coding region: 509-4111 (1200 amino acids)
Biological process (GO): protein localization to nucleolus
Cellular component (GO): nucleolus
Molecular function (GO): RNA binding
Source: RefSeq, a predicted model, not a curated record
AAUUUCCGUUUCUUCACCCUGGACAACCAAAACAGUUUUGGAGCCUCGCGCCCUCUGGACUCUACCACUUUCCACAAGUGGGAGGGGGCAAGGGACAACGUUUUUCUGGAUAAUAGUCAGAACGUAUUCCACCAUGUAGAGACAAGUACACCAUAUAUUUAUGUUUUUGUUAUAAAAGUGCAUGUUAUUGUUUUAAUGCUGAUUUUGGCACUCAAUGAAAAGCUAUUCGGUGUGGAAAUUGUGAGAGUCACCACUGCACAGGAAGUCGUAUCCAACAUCUGUAGCUAAUCUAGAGCGAGUACUACGGUUUUGAACUAAUCACAAAAAAUAACGAUUUGUUUUCACUGGUUAACUGUGAUAGUAAUUAGACUACAACGGAACGUAUCGGUUCUGCGGAAACAAGACCGGAAGAGAAAGUGUACAGGAGUGCUGCUACGGAUAGAUUUAAAGGUAACACCAGUUGGAUGCAUGUGAGAGGCAGUGACAGUGCUGUCCUGGAUACAAAGCAAUGCGGCGACUGUAUAUCGGUGGGUUGAGCCACGCAAUCACUGAGAAGGAUCUGAAGGAUCGUUUCAGAAAGUUUGGAGAUGUGGAAGAUGUGGAGCUCCGAACCAGGAGGGACGAGGAGGGUGUUCCUUACAAAACCUUCGGCUACAUUAACAUCAACAUUUCAGAUGCUGACCUGAAGAAAUGUUUGACAGUGCUGAACAAAUCCAAAUGGAAAGGAGGAACUCUGCAGAUUGAAACAGCCAAGGAGAGUUUCCUGCACAGACUGGCUGAGGAGCGGCAGGCGGCAGCAGAGCAGCAUCUCCAGCAGCCUACAGCUGAGGACAAGACACCGAAGCUGCUGCAUUCGCUGAGCAAAGUCGGCGUGGACAACUUCACUAUGAAGGCUGCAGUGCCAGGGACCGAAGUGCCAGGACACAAGGACUGGGUGGUCAGUAAAUUUGGACGAGUCCUCCCCAUCCUGCAGCUCAGGUGUCGCAAAGGCAAUAGAGUUCGAACCCUGAAGUAUGACCCUUCGAAGUACAGCCACAACAUCCGCAAGCUGGACAAGACCACCGCAGACCAGUUCACACCUGUCACCCAGCUCACCUGGGCGUUGCCGGGUGGAGAGGAUGACAUCAGCAAGAAGAGGCGGGGAGAGUUCCCUCCAUAUGAGCCACCAAGACCCAAGAAGUAUCGGACACACACGGUCAACUCCUAUAAUGCUGUGGUUCAAAACAGAUUGGAGCCGAUUGUUCACACUGAGGCUCAUCAGUUCACCACCGCAUUUGAGCGACCAACCAACCACAGAAUGGCUCAGAAGAGGGGGCCACAUUUGACAGACAGUGAUGUUGACUCAGACGAGGAGAUCCGUAGGCUGGUGGCAGCUCAGCAGACUUCACCUGGUGCACAGUGGCAGGGAUUGGAGGACGAUAACCUGGAAGUGGUUGGAUUUGACUACUUAGUGAAGCAGCAGAAAGGAAGGCCAGAUGAGGAUGACUAUGACUCAGCUGACACAGAUGAGCUCUUGGCCUCCAGAAAAGCUCCUCCUCCACUACAGGAGGAACUGAGCCCACCCACUGCCGAGCACCUCUCAGGGAAGAACACAGACAGGAGAAGAAAGACAAAGAAGACAAGUAAAGCUUCAGAGCAAGAGGAAGAGGAGGAGGACAGUUCAGCAGAUUCUGCAGAACACCUCACAUCCAGAAAACCUUCCUCCUCACAACAAAGAGGGAAUUCUGGUAAACGGAAUUCUCAGACACAAGGCAAUAGCACUGAAACCCAAAGUAAGAAGAUGACAGUCCUCCCUGUUUUAAAACUCCCCUUCUCAGAAUCAGAUAGUGAUGAGGAUGAUGAAGAUGACGAGGAUGUGCAAUCUGCUGAUUCCAGUUCAGAUUCUGAUUAUGAAGCCAUGUUUUCAAAUGUCACUUGCCUAGAGAUCUCCCUGGCUGAUUUACAGAGGCUAGCUAAAGAGUCCCAGCCAACCUCUGAAACUCCAGCUCCCAGCAUCCUUGGUGCCACUCCCAAACUAGAAACUAACCUCGCAUCCAGUUCUGUAGAACAACCUGCUCCUAAAAAAGGCACUUUGCCAGAAGAGAUCCUUGCCGCCAUCAUGGAGGAAGACAGCAGUGAGGACGAACAAAAAAAGAAGAAAAAAAGAAAAGUUGUCAUGUCAAAACUGCCUGCCUUCCAGGGGACAGUAGCACUGAAUGAGGGGUCAGAAACAGACAGCUGUCUGAAGAGACAGAAAAAGGAGGAUGAGGGAAGAGGAAAUGCAGUCAGAAAACAGAAGCUGUACUCCGACACCCAUCAGGUGAACCACAGAGCAACAGACGGCAAAACCAGCAGGUGUCUGAGCAGACAGAAACUCACAGGAACAGAGAAGAAGACUCCAGAGAACAGUGAGCAGGAAGAGGAAGAAGACGAUGAGGAGAGAAAGAAGGAGGCUGUGAGGAACAUGGCAGCUCCAAAUGUUUUAAACAUGGUUCUGGCUAAACCUGCUGUACACUCUGAGAAAGCUGGUCCUGGUUCUGCCUCUAGCUGCGAUGAGGAGGAGGAAGAGGAGGAUAAGAUGAAAGCCAAUCAGACUGUUUUUAUAGCUAAAGCUGCAGCAAAGACUUUAUCUUCAUCCUGCACUGAGCAAGGCAAGGACAAGCAAGAUGAUUCUGCUGAAGAUGUGGUGAAAACGGCACCUCCCCCUGCUGCUCACAGUGAGUCCUCCUCCAGUGAGGAGGAAGAGCAAGCUCCUCGCCGGGUGCCGUUAGGAGCUGAGGAGGAAGAGAAGCGGCAAAGGAAAGCCAACUUGAGGAGGCUUGCUGCUGUCCAGCAGAGACAGAAAGAGGCUGAAGAACACAAGAGGCUCAUCCGGGGAGCUCUGGCCAAGCUGGACACCCCUACAGCAGGAGCAGGGAAACAUGUCAUCUUUGGUUCUGAUGAUGAAGAAGAUGAGCAAGUGACAACCUCAGAGGUCAAAAGGUCAAAGAAAACCCUGUUCCAGAACAGCCAAUCAGAUGAUGAGUCCUCAGGCAACAAGGCAUUAGCCAGUGAGGACAGCACAAUGAAAGAGAAGGUGCGUCUGAGGCCAUCGGCCCCUCAGCUGUUUGAUGGCAGUGAGGAGGAUGGUGAUGAAGAGGAAGAUAAAAACAGGUUUGACAUCAGGCCUCAGUUUGAAGGUCGAGCAGGACAACAGCUGAUGGAGCUGCAGUCCUGCUUUGGGGUAGACAGUCGUUUCCGGAUGGACACUCGCUUCCUAGACGAUGAUGAGGACAAAGAGGAGGAGUCAGAGGGGAAAAGGAAAGUGACAGAGGAAGACGAGUCUCUGGAGGAGGAGAGGAAGAAGAAUAUGUCCAUCCUGCAGAGCAUCAUCGGCAGCAGCCAGCAAACCUGCAGCAGCAAGAUGUCCGGCAAAGCCAAGACCUUCAGAGACAUCUCAGCACUGCACUAUGACCCCACCAGAGAGGAACAUGCUGCUUUUGAGACCAAGAAGGAGAGCAAGGCUGCCAGUAAGAAGAGGGAAGAGGUUCAGAAGCUUCCGGAGAUUUCUAAAGAGAUUUAUUACGACGUGUCUGGUGACCUGAAGGCUGUGUUUGGUUCAACGAAGAAUGACGUUGCUGGAGGAGAAGUGAAAAAGAGCUGGGAUCAAGAGGAGAAAGACGAGAGCGGAAAGGAUGAGGAGCCGACCGUGCUGUCAUCUCUCCUCUGGGCUGAUCCCAGUGCAGAGAAAGAGGCGUCAACUGGAUUUAAAUUCUCCUUCUUUGGUGAUGGCACAGAGACAAAAAGUAGAGAGACGGUAGACUACAAGGUGGAGAGCAUCCAGGCACCAAAGGUGUCGUGGCAACAAGACCCACGUUUGCUUGACAGCAGCUCAGAGGAUGAUGAGGAAGAGCAGGAGGAAGAUGAGGAGGAUGGCAGCGCUGCAGCCAAAACAACAGAAGAGACUCCUCCAAAGUUGGAUCUGUUCUUCUUCUACCCAGAUGACAGCAGACUGACAGAAGGUCCCAAGUUGUUCUGUCGCUCGUCUCAGCUGGAGGAGCAGUGGGAGGAGAGGAGGAAAGAACUUAAACAGGAGUACCGCAAGAAACACAAGGACGCCCUCAGGAAGCUAAAGUCCUCUCAGAAGAGCUGAGGAUUAUGGGACAGGAAGUCUUUCAGUUUGCAUUCCCUGGUUUGGACUUAAAAAUCAGGAGCUGACACACUGGUUUCUUACCAAGUAUGAUCAUCCCCUCACUAUGCUUGACCGAAAUGACUUCCAGGUCGAGCGUGGAUUGAUGUCACAAGACUCUUAUACCUGCUCUGAGGAAGGAGGAGGAUGCUGGAGGAGCCUUGAGUGAGGGUACAUAAUGGUAUUGGACACUUCAGAGGAAAGGGCGUGUCACAUCUGUAUAAAUGUUCUUACCUGAUUCUUCUCACCUCGUAAUUUUUCUUCGUCUUUUUGACGCAUCUUUCAUAAAAAGGACUAAGACCCAAGGAAAAGAUGCAAGUGAGGGGAACAUGGACCCAUAUAAUAAACUUGGGGAAACGGCCAUUAUUUCUUCCUCUUGGUGCCCUAGACUUUAAACAGUCAGGAAUAGGGAGACCAAAUGGCAGCUGGAGAGACAUGAGGUGAACAUUCAAAAGGUCCAGGGUCACCAGAGUAUCACAUUUUUCUAGUUUUGUAAAUACUGACAGAUACUUUGUGGUCAGAGCUUCCUACUGAAACAGAAAAAUCUGGUUUUCUUGUUUUGUUAGCUGCUGUGGAAAUAAAGCUGAACUUAGGAACAGCAACCAAACACAGCUACAGGGAUCUAAGCCAGUUAUUGGCCAAAUAUUGAUUGAUUGAUUUUAUUCUUUCAAACAUGCAGAACAGAACAAAUGAACAAAUGGC